Messenger RNA from Alosa sapidissima (American shad), 1531 nucleotides. It is a transcript of the gene acta1b, whose product is annotated as actin alpha 1, skeletal muscle b. The transcript has 7 exons. The coding region runs from base 156 to 1289 and encodes 377 amino acids. The record is from RefSeq and is a predicted model, not a curated record. Lineage: Eukaryota; Metazoa; Chordata; Actinopteri; Clupeiformes; Clupeidae.
AUCCUCAAUGCUGUGUGAGACAGAUUUUAAAAAAAUCAGAGGCGAUGGGUAUAUAAGGUUCCCCUUGGUGUUCGUCCUGCCGUAGCGGGACCCAACAGCGAUAGCCUUUUGCAUUGAGUUUCGUCUGUGACCGGCAGCAGCAAGAACCCACCAAGAUGUGCGACGACGACGAGACUACCGCUUUGGUGUGCGACAAUGGUUCAGGCCUGGUGAAGGCUGGCUUCGCCGGUGAUGACGCCCCCAGGGCUGUCUUCCCCUCCAUCGUUGGUCGCCCUCGUCACCAGGGUGUCAUGGUCGGUAUGGGUCAGAAGGACUCCUACGUCGGUGAUGAGGCUCAGAGCAAGAGAGGUAUCCUCACUCUGAAGUACCCCAUCGAGCACGGCAUCAUUACCAACUGGGACGACAUGGAGAAGAUCUGGCAUCACACCUUCUACAACGAGCUGCGUGUGGCCCCUGAGGAGCACCCCACCCUGCUCACUGAGGCUCCACUCAACCCCAAGGCUAACCGUGAGAAGAUGACCCAGAUCAUGUUUGAGACCUUCAACGUCCCAGCCAUGUAUGUGGCCAUCCAGGCUGUGCUGUCCCUGUACGCCUCUGGCCGUACCACUGGUAUUGUGCUGGACUCCGGUGAUGGUGUCACUCACAACGUCCCCAUCUAUGAGGGUUACGCUCUCCCCCACGCCAUCAUGCGUCUGGAUCUGGCUGGUCGUGAUCUGACCGACUACCUCAUGAAGAUCCUGACUGAGCGUGGCUACUCCUUCGUCACAACUGCCGAACGUGAGAUCGUGCGUGACAUCAAGGAGAAGCUGUGCUAUGUGGCUCUGGACUUUGAGAAUGAGAUGGCCACCGCCGCCUCCUCCUCUUCCCUGGAGAAGAGCUAUGAGUUGCCCGACGGUCAGGUCAUCACCAUUGGUAAUGAGCGUUUCCGCUGCCCAGAGACCCUCUUCCAGCCUUCCUUCAUUGGUAUGGAGUCUGCUGGUAUUCAUGAGACCGCCUACAACAGCAUCAUGAAGUGCGACAUCGAUAUCCGUAAGGAUCUGUACGCCAACAAUGUCCUGUCUGGUGGUACCACCAUGUACCCUGGUAUUGCUGACCGUAUGCAGAAGGAGAUCACUGCCCUGGCCCCCAGCACAAUGAAGAUCAAGAUCAUUGCCCCACCUGAGCGUAAGUACUCCGUCUGGAUCGGUGGCUCCAUCCUGGCUUCCCUGUCCACCUUCCAGCAGAUGUGGAUCAGCAAGCAGGAAUACGAUGAGGCAGGCCCCAGCAUUGUCCACCGCAAGUGCUUCUAAAUCCAUCAUCGUCAUCCUGUGCAUCUGCGUGCUUGGGCUUGCGCAGUGACAGAACACAUUGUUGUCAUGGGACAGCUCUGGUACAAUGUGGGGAGACAAUGUGUUACGUGAUGAAAAGGCUCGAUGAGGAUCAAUGAACACUACAAAAACGUUAUAUAAAAAAAGAAAAAAACACCAUGUUACUGAAACAAGUGAAUGUAAAUGUACAUACAUAUUAAUUUAUUAAAGUGCAUUCUUUGGUA